AUGUCGGGAGGAAUCGAGGAGCCGUACUCGAUCGCAGCACUGCCGAAGCCACUCGAUUCUGAGAAUGGGAGAAUUCUGGGUGCAAAUGUGUACAGCCUCUCAGGAUCGAAGAAGAGAAAACGGCGAGAAGUCGCUGUAGGCGUCGAUGGAGAAAGCGUCAAUAUCUACAACAUCCAAGACCAGACGAUUGCGACUUCAUACGCUCUCCCGCCACAGUCCUACCUCGCCGCUCCGCCAUGCUCGAUAUACUGCAGGAGAACGAAGCCACAGCAGCCGCAGAGGCAAACAUAUAUUGCUGUCCAUGACGGAAGAAAUGCGCAUAAAGCUCGUCUGGUUAGUAUAACGGAGAAUCUUGGAAAGCCGCAGAGCGAUGAACGAGAACCACGAGCUCCAGCCCGGCGAGAGCGCAAACUCAGAGACGGGAAGGUCGUUUCGGUGGAUGUUGUCAGUCCUGGCAGUGACGAUGGGUCACAGACCGGUGACAGAUCGGUGCUUGUAUCAUACGACAAUGGCAACGUGGACUGCAUAUCGGCCGACAUAUCCUCAUCCAGAUGGGAACACACUAGAGCCGAUGAGAGCGAUGCUGAGGUAGAGUUUACCGCCGUGGUAGACCUCGACACUGCGCGCAAGGGCCUAUUGAAGAACCGCGAAGAUGUUGUUGCGCUCCUGGAUACGACCAAUCUAGGAAAGGAAGGAGACCGUACCCUCCCUCUACUUAUCCAAGUCAUACACUCCGAAGCACGAAGACUGUUAUCUAUUUAUGCGAUCCGAAAUGCGACUGGCCAAACUCUACAUACCUAUCAAUCUCCACUGGAGGAAAUCCUGAACUACGAGCUGCCCUUCCGCCAGAGACACGGCGCUGACUUUGCCUACUACGAACUCCAAGCUGGCUCUGGUAUGCUAUACCAGCGACUAGGUAGUCGCUUGAGUGUCGUCGAUCUCUCGGGCACUACUCCAAAGCUCUCGUUUGAACUUGGUCGCAAAGGAACGCCAAUUGUGAGCAGUUUCACGCGACUGUCGGUGGCCACCGUGCUUGUCGUGUCACCUAGCAAGAUUGGCGUAUAUGAUACCAAGUAUGGCUCGUUGUUGAGCUCGCUUGACUAUCAGAAUGCCCAGGAAAGUGGGAGCACCGCAGGGAACCAACUCCUGGACCAGACACACCCUCCGCUUUCGAUCGUUACCCAGUUCCAGGAUCUCAGCAUCGUUGUUGGAUUUUCCGGCACGAACAUUGUCGCCUGGCAGGUUGGCGACAUGCUGGACGAUGGCAGACGAGCCAAAGCUCAUGGUCCCUUGCUCCUCGAAGUAAUGGACAAAGGCAAGGUCACGCAUGAAAUAACGGGGACCUCACAGAAGCAGGAAAAGAAGCGAAAGAGGUGGGAAGAUUGGAAGUCACGAGUGGAUCAGUCGAUCGGUGACAAUGAUAUCGAAGGUCUUGAGGAUAUUGUCGUGAAAGAUUUCAAGAUCAGCACCACUGCACAGACUCCAGAAACACCAAACGGAGAUGCCAAUGGUCAUGCCAACGGCUACUCGCAACACGAAGAUGAGGAGUGGGACCUACCGCCGCAAACGUUCGACCCGCAGUACGUGAAUCGAGCGAAAGCUGUAUACCUUCUGGGAAAGACCUUUCGAAUGCGACCAUUUGAAUCGAACGUGCAGUCCGGCGACUUUCAUCUCGAGAUUGCAGUGCUCUCGAGAAACAUCUUGCGAUGGCUUGCGAUUGCUGGCUUCCUCAGGGCAGACGAGAUCCAGCUCGCGUUAGCCGACGCCACGUCACAAUUACACGCCCAUCCACAAGUCGCACCAGGUGACGUGAUGGCCGCAAUUGGCGACGCUGAGCCCAGCCUCAGACUCAUGUGUGACCUGGUGUCGCUGCCUGUACACUGGGGCAUUGAAGAUGUCGUUCGAGGUAUACAAUUCUUGAUACGGACCCUGAACAACCAAGACCCUUCUUCGACGAACAACGAGCCGCUCAAGGCGCUCACGAACGGCGAUGUAAUCAUGAACGAUGGCGACCUGGAGUCUGAGAUAGCUGCAACAAUUACGCAGGUGGACGAAACUCAAAUGCUCAUGGAAUCUGGCCUCGAAGUGCGUAGUGAGGUGUGUCGCCUACUUCUGGCACGCCUGCAGUCGUUCCCGCACAAGUCCGUUGUACAAACGAUGCAUCACAUGAUGACCGACGACGAUAUCAUGUUCUUCAUCGUCAUUCUGCGCUCUGAGCUCGUCAAUGGCGGAUGGACGCAGAAGUACAUUGAACAGAGCAGCGACGAAGAGGACACCUUUGCGGACCUAGCCAAUGCCCAGGAGGUCACUUCCAACAGUCAAACUAUUCGGACACUUGCAAACCUAUCCAGUUGCGCCAUCGAUGCCAUUGGGCUUAGUGGAUGGGUGGUUGGCCGCAAAGCGAAUGCAGAACACGCACUGCACUUCAUCGAGACCUUCAAAAAUGAAGUUUCAGUGGCACUUGAAGGGCUCUUCCAAGUGGAAAGCCUCAACACCAUGCUCGGAGACGUCAAGAGAACGGCUGGCGGCCUCCAGCAACAGCCUCGUCGCAAGCGGAAGCGGCACGACGAAGAUCUGCAGAGUCCGGAGCGGACUUGGAUGCCUGUUGGAGGGAGAGCAGAGCCUCCGGUCGUCAAUACGUGGACCACCAAGACGGGCAGAAAGAGCAAAGCUGCCAUCGCGGAGGAGAAGAACAGGAACGUGGGCAAGUACUCUUUUGAGAGGAUCAGGAUAUGA
Messenger RNA from Zasmidium cellare ATCC 36951, 2736 nucleotides. RefSeq lists its product as uncharacterized. Lineage: Eukaryota; Fungi; Ascomycota; Dothideomycetes; Mycosphaerellales; Mycosphaerellaceae. The record is from RefSeq and is a predicted model, not a curated record. The transcript is spliced from 2 exons. The coding region runs from base 1 to 2736 and encodes 911 amino acids.